Molecule: messenger RNA, 1282 nt
Organism: Pisolithus orientalis
Lineage: Eukaryota; Fungi; Basidiomycota; Agaricomycetes; Boletales; Pisolithaceae
Exons: 5
Coding region: 233-1093 (286 amino acids)
Source: RefSeq, a predicted model, not a curated record
CGUUGUGGUGCGUUUCCACGCGACACCUCAGGCGAUGCCGUCAAGCUCUGGUCACGUACAAACGAUCUUAUCGUCAUAGUCUAUGCGAGCGACCUCAGCAAAUGUCGCUUCGCUGUCGGACUUGGGUAUCAUUUCGACCAAGGGUGGGUCCACAUUGCGUAUGAGGAACACCCUGCACCUCAAGGCGAAGCCUGGAUACACUUCGCUAAGAAGGUGUAUGAUGUGAUGUGGAAUGCCCGUGCAUACCAUGCCCGAAAUAUGCCCAAGCUCAGGUUACGACGAGAAUGCCAUUAAGCACGCUCACCUCCCUCGAUCAAUCUGGGCAGCGAGAGUUGUCUGGGGUAGAUGGGAUGCAAGCAAUCUGAGAAUUAUGAUUGACGUAGAGCAAUGUUCCGGAUGUUGUGUUGGGCCACACGGAUGGACGGUUACUUCUAAUGAUCGAGACGGUCUUGGCAUACCUGGUCUUAUGAAGACGCUUCGCCGUUCGCACUGCUUGGAACUGGAUGGGAGGUCGGUAUGGUUUGACGAAUGUUCUCAUCAAAGGAUUGCGUUGGGUGAUUAUGGAGACUUCUCCGACGGCCAUUUCAAGCGUUAUGGCAACGUAUUGGAGCAUAUGCAGGAUAUGCAGUCACUUGGUUUCGAUCCCACUGAUCCAGCUUAUCGCCCAGUGGUUUCUCGUGCAUCCGGCUAUCAUUCCGCUUUGAAUCGGAUGCAGAACCAGAAUGACCUUGUUGCGACAUUUCACAACGAAGAGAGACACCUGGAACUGUAUCAACCGGUUGGCCUCUCCCUCCCGAAUAACCGACAUUUCACGCUGCUAUUGAAAGCCUUGUCUACCCGUCUUGCAGACAAACACCUCGUGAUAAGAGUCAUCCAAUGUUCACAAGUUUAUGCAGUUGAUCGUAUGGGUGAACGGAAGGAUUUGGGAGGCUCGGCGCUGGAUGGUGGUCGCUGCUCCCUAGAGCCAAGUACUUACACCCCCUUGUGCACUAUUGCAAGCCCACAAGUUUGGCGAAGAGGGCCUGCUUGCGUACUGCGCAGGGAACAGUUCAAGGGAAUUCGGUUAGCCCUAACUGAUAAUUGCGUGUGGUGACAUUAAUGCUAUGUUUCGGAAUGUAGGGAACACUUUUACACUUUAGUAAACCUGGUACAUUUUAUUGCAAGUCAUCUUGCGACUAACUAUCUCACUAAUCACAUCAUUUGCAGCGCCGACCUGGGGGAUCCGAAACUCGUCGAAAAUUGAACAGGCGACGAAUGGAGCAACUAAGUUCUUCUCAGAUAU